CUUACAUGACAUUGAGCUUCUCAUUAUUAGCGCUGAGAACGCCGUGGUGAAAGAGCUGACAGACCUUUGGCUGUCGCCGACACGAUACGACUACUAGGGAAACAGCGUGUCGUAAGCCCAGUUCAUAACUGAAUAUGUAUUUGAUCUUGGCAAGCUUACGCUGCAGCUAUGGCACCACUGCUGGAAGUGCGCAAUCUUCGGCGCGAUGUGGCCGAGAGGAACAUCCUGUCCAACAUCUCCUUCGUGUUAGAGCCAGGUGAAAUCCUUUUCGUCCGCGGACCCAGUGGAGUUGGCAAAUCCCUUUUGCUCCGCGCGCUGGCGUGUCUGGAUCAACCUCAGGGCGGCACGCUGUUACUUAAUGGCUGCCCGCCUGCGCAAGUCGGCUAUCCCGCCUGGCGUACGGCAGUAUCGUACGUGCCCCAGUCACGUGCCAGUAGCCUGCGCGGCACCCCUGCUGAGCUGUACUUCCGCGCCCAGCGAUUUGGAUCCCAGCGCGGUCGGCCACGGGGCGAUCUGCCCGCCCUGAUCCACUCUCUGGGUUUGGAGCAGUCGGUGCUUAACCAGCAGUGGGGGGAGCUGUCGGGCGGCCAGGCGCAGCGGGUCACCCUGGCUGUGUCCCUGGCUCUGGGGGCUCGGGUGCUACUGCUGGAUGAGCCCACCAGCGCGUGCGACCCCUUGGCAACCCUCAGGGUAGAGCGCGUGCUGUCUAGCUGCGGCGCGGCGUUAGUAUGGGUCACACACGACCAACAACAGCCCACCCGCGUCGGCGGCCGGCUACUGGAGUUGCCGCUGGGGACUGUCGUACACCUGCCGCCGCUGACGCCGGCGCCAUCACUGCCGGCUUCGAUGC
Molecule: messenger RNA, 850 nt
Organism: Volvox carteri f. nagariensis
Lineage: Eukaryota; Viridiplantae; Chlorophyta; Chlorophyceae; Chlamydomonadales; Volvocaceae
Exons: 4
Molecular function (GO): ATP hydrolysis activity; ATP binding
Source: RefSeq, a predicted model, not a curated record